AUGUCAGAUGUGAUUGUACGCGUCCGGACCAAGUACCGCUGGCCGCCGCUGCAGCUGAACUUCUGGCUGUUCGUUAUGCUGGUGGGCAGCUGUACCGUGCUGGGCAUCAAUGCGUACUUUGUCAGCGUGCAGGAUCAGUUGCGCUUGGGGAUACCUUGGUACUUCCCCUACUGGAUCACCUCCGCGUCUCUCGCCCUUGUCUUUGUUCUCGUCAUGCUCUACCUCAUCUCCAACCGGCAGCUCCUCCCGGGCAUCGUGAUCAUGGGCUCAUUCGUUCUCUUCGUGCUGUGGAUGGUUGGCUUGAUUGUCAUCUCGAUCCAGCUCUGGGGUCCCAACGGCGUGAGCGGGAGCUGCAACCUCUACGUCGACGAGCAGGAGUCCACCGGCCCCAACGUCAACACGCUGGCUUACCUGCAGCAGCACAGCGUUUGUCAAAGCUGGCAGGCGCAAUGGGCGUUCCAGCUCGUGGGUUGUGUGUUUCUACUGUGGAUGAUGGUGAUGGCGUAUCAGGUCUACCAGAACAACUUCUAG
Drepanopeziza brunnea f. sp. 'multigermtubi' MB_m1 is the source of this 531-nucleotide messenger RNA. RefSeq lists its product as uncharacterized. The record is from RefSeq and is a predicted model, not a curated record. NCBI's taxonomy places the organism in Eukaryota, Fungi, Ascomycota, Leotiomycetes, Helotiales, Drepanopezizaceae.